Messenger RNA from Mesocricetus auratus (golden hamster), 1899 nucleotides. RefSeq names its product kallikrein related peptidase 4 (gene Klk4). The transcript has 6 exons. Bases 528 to 1322 code for a protein of 264 amino acids. Gene Ontology annotation, biological process: extracellular matrix disassembly; proteolysis; amelogenesis. NCBI's taxonomy places the organism in Eukaryota, Metazoa, Chordata, Mammalia, Rodentia, Cricetidae. The record is from RefSeq and is a predicted model, not a curated record. Gene Ontology annotation, molecular function: serine-type endopeptidase activity.
UUGCAGGGUUAUCUGAAUUCAGGCUAGGCAUGGAGCGAUGGUUACCCUGAUUCUAUGCAUGGGAAAAUAAGGGCUCUAGAAGCCCAUCACGAAUAAGGUUCCCAAGGAAGUACAAGACACAGGCUGGAUUUGAUGCCGGGGCAGUUUCCAGUGGCUACACAAGAAGGAACUCAUAAAGAGGUGGAAUAUGGGAGUGAUAUAGGGAAAUUUUAUUUAGUGAAUAAGGGAAGGAGUAUGAGAGAUGGAAGGAAUGAGUAAGAAAACAUGAGGGAAGUUGGGGGAGCAAGAGAGACUGGGAUCUGGGCACUGUUCCCUUCCUGUGCCUCAGACUCCAUCAGGCAGCCUGAGGGCUUUGAGCUGGAGUCUGCAGCACCUGACAUGUGCAGUGUAUUCCCUGGGAGGCAGGGCCAGCCCCUGCUGAGUAGGCUUAUAAGCCCUGUGGGGGCCCCUGUGGGUGGCAGCUCAACUCAGUCCAGCCAGCAGGAUCACAGAAUCCCGAGCCCAGCCGAGAGGCAGCCGGAGCCAACAUGAUGGUCACUGCAAGAACCCCCUGGGGCUGGUUCCUUGGGCAUCUCAUCCUUGGGGUCACAGGAUCCUUAGCCUCAAGCGCCAGCGGCCGGAUCAUUCAAGGCCAAGACUGCCGUCCACACUCUCAACCCUGGCAGGCGGCACUGUUCUCGGAAGACAAUAUUUUUUUCUGCUCUGGCGUCCUGGUGCAUCCGCAGUGGGUGCUGUCAGCAGCACACUGCAUACAGGAUUCCUACACCGUGGGACUGGGCCUGCACAGCCUGGAAGGCUCCCAAGAGCCUGGCAGCCGGAUGUUAGAGGCCCACCUCUCCAUCCAGCACCCGAACUACAACGACCCUCCUUAUGCCAACGACCUCAUGCUCAUCAAGCUGAACGAAUCAGUGAUGGAGUCUAACACCAUCAGGCGCAUCCCUGUGGCUUCCCAAUGCCCCACCCCUGGGGACACCUGCCUCGUCUCUGGCUGGGGUCGACUAAAGAACGGGAGACUGCCCAGCCUGCUGCAGUGUGUGAACCUCUCGGUGGUGUCGGAGGAGACUUGCCGGCUGCUGUAUGACCCUGUGUAUCACCUCAGCAUGUUCUGCGCUGGAGGAGGGCUGGACCAAAAGGACACAUGCAAUGGAGACUCUGGGGGUCCCAUAGUGUGCAACAGAUCCCUGCAAGGCCUCGUGUCUAUGGGACAAGGACAGUGUGGACAGCCUGGCAUGCCAAGUGUUUACACCAAUCUCUGCAAGUUCACGCACUGGAUCCAGACCACCAUUCAGACCAGCUAUGGACGGAGCACACGGCACACUUGAAGCCUGCUGAGGGAGCCAGAGACUUGGGAUUGUUCCCAGCCCUCUUCCCUCAGACCCACCCACAAGUUCAGGCCCCAGCCUCCUCCCUCAGACUCAGAAGUCCAGGCCCAGCCUCCUCCCUCAGACUCAGGAGUUCAGGCCCAGCCUCCUCCCUCAGACUCAAGGAUCCAGAUCACAACCUCCUUCCUCAGACUCAGGAGUCCAGGCCCAGCCUCCUCCCUCAGACUCAGGAGUCCAGGCCCCAGCCUCCUCCCUCAGACUCAGGAGUCCAGGCCCCAGCCUCCUCCCUCAGACUCAGGAGUCCAGGCCCAGCCUCCUCCCUCAGACUCAAGGAUCCAGGCCACAACCUCCUCCCUCAGACUCAAGGAUCCAGGUCACAACCUCCUUCCUCAGACUCAGGAGUCCAGGCCCAGCCUCCUCCCUCAGACUCAGGAGUGGAACCCGCCUGCACUGUUCUUGGUGUUCCGUGCCUCUAGUAGCCCAGUGCUGACCCAGCCACUGUUAGUGUUGCCCCUCCCCAAGCACCUUCUGUCUCCUCAGGGACCCACAAAUAAAAGACCUCUUGGCUCUGUUUGAA